UGCGAUCACGAACACACGUGCGUUCACGAGACGUCACGCACACGCCAGCACUGCUGAACCUUGUGGGAUCAGAGGAAAGAGGAUGGUGCUGUCGUUUAGGCCGCUGAUCUCCGUCUCUGUGCUGACUCUGUUGGGCUGGUGCUGGUACAGCUUUAGGAGGAGGAGGCCAACGACAUAUCCUCUCUGUAGUAAAGAGACCGUGUGUUGUUCGGACAGAAGCAGCCCUGUUCACUCCUCCUCUGCUGACUCCAGUAUUUUGGGGGAAAGUGAUCUGAACAUGCACCACAGCAACUCAGGAUCCUCUGAGAUCAAAAACCUUACCAGCACCUCUUCCAAAACAGGCCUCACCAAGGGAGUUCGACCCGAGCCAGAAGGAGAAGUAUCUGUUCGCUUCCCUGAGACUCUCCAAACUGAGCAAGAAAAGGACGAUGUUGCUGGUGAAAGUCAUCCAGACUGGGGAGAAGUUAGUGAAGACGACUCUAGGCUUGAGUCUGAUCUGGUUUGUCUCUCUUCAGAUCACCUUGCCACGGACUCUCACACAUUAACAGAGCAGCAGUCAGGUCCUGUCCGCUUGGACAGUCAUAAUGGCAGCAACCUGACCCCUGAUGGAGGCCUGAACCAGGAGAACCUGGAGAAGAUCAGUUCUGUUCAGGUCCAACAGGUCAUAGACCCAGCAGCAGAGAACUGGAAAAACCAGGAACCCUGUGAUCCACGUGAGCUUGGAUUUCAGUUUCCUGCACAAGAAUCAUUCAGCUGUGAUGACAACAGAAGAGGAUGCCUUCAGGAUGCCAACUCUUUCAGGGGAAAACUACUCAGCCAUUUAGGAUCUUCUGGUGGAGACGAUUCUGGAUGUGGAUCCUGCUUCUCAGAGGAUGCAUUCGGUGCAGAGGGGCUGACCAGAGAGUUGUCUGAGGAAGGUCAAGGGUUUGUGAUGACCCCCACAGAAGCUAACGCAGUCAGCAUUGAGAGCAAAAUGACUCCUUGUAUGCUCGAGGGGACAGAAGAAGAGGAGGAGGCCUUGAGAGGUUCAGAUGUUAACAGCUGCAUUAGUGCUGACACUCAGCUGAGCAGCUUGGCUCCUCCUCCAACCCCACAUAUCAUUUUCUGGGACAUAGAGGUGCCAGCGCAUCUGGUUGGCCGAUUGAUCGGGAAACAGGGGAAGUUCAUGAACUUCCUGAAGCAGAGCUCUGGAGCAAAGAUCUAUGUAUCCACCCUGCCUUUCACUCAGGAGAUUCAAAUCUGCCACAUCCAGGGCUCACAGCAGCAGGUGGAUGAUGCUCUCUCACUCAUCAGGAAGAAGUUUAAAGAUCUGGAUCUGACUAAUUGUGUUCCUCUGCCCUGCCUGCCAAUCACAUCCUGGCUGCUGCUGCCUCAGGAUGUGUUUCUGGAGGUGAUCGUUUCUCGGGUGGAGGCGGGUCAUCAUCUGUUCGUUCAGCAGCACAGACAUCCAUCUUAUCAGGCCCUUCCCACCCUUAUUCAGCACCUGCAGCUCUGCUACUCUCAGCCGGGAUGUCCCAGCCUGCCCACCCCUGUCGAAGUGGGGGUGGUCUGUGCAGCUCCGGUGACAGGAAGUGGCUGGCAGAGAGCCCAGGUCAUCCAGUAUGACAGCGAGUUUGGCACAGCUCACAUCAGAUAUGUAGAUCAAGGAGGUUAUGACACCGUGAACAGCGCCACCCUCAGGCAGAUCAGGUCAGACUUUGUAACAUUGCCAUUCCAGGCAGCAGAGGUUCUGCUGGACAAUAUCACUCCUUUGCCAGGAGAGGAGAAGUUUUCUCUGGAGGCCAAAACAGCGCUGGAGGAAUUAACUGCAAAUAUGGCUUUAAUCAUCAAGGUGACAGGCAGUCAAGACGGCCUUCCUCUGGUGCACAUGUGGAAACAGGCAGGAGACGAGGUGGUUCUGGUGAACAGAUUAAUGGCUGAUCAGGGGUUUUGCACCUGGUUCGAGAUGCAGUGAUGGCACAGCUUUUCUCUUAUUUUCUCUUGAACACCCUUUUGCACAGUAAAUUUGUUUGUUGUAUGAAGAUUUUGUUAGAGACCUCAUUUUUGAAGAAUUCUCUUUAAAUUGUUAAUAUUAUGCUAUUUGAUGUUAUUUCAAUGAUGAUUGAAUUAAGUUAUUGCUCCAGAAUGCAUUGCAGAGUAAACCAAAGCUGCUUAUGUGAACAGGUGCUAAUAUUGUACUGUUCUCUAAGAUUAUCUCUUGAAUGCUGAUGGUUUGAAAGAUUGUGUUGCACUCAGGUAUUUUGAUAUUGAAGUAUAUAUUAGAUGUAUUUGUUAUUUUCUUCGUCUUUGCAUUUUGUUUCUUUUCUGUAAGAUAAGGGUGGGGACAGUGUUGUGCUCUCUUACUGUAAAGCAUGAAAGAACUCCAGCAGUGAAGAGCAUUAUGAUCCUCUGCUCAAAUGAACUUGUACGAUCCAGUGCUCUGUAUUCUCAUGCUGAUGCCGCCAAACAUCUCACUAACGUUGAAGUAAAAGAUCUGUG
Carassius auratus (goldfish) is the source of this 2478-nucleotide messenger RNA. RefSeq names its product A-kinase anchor protein 1, mitochondrial-like. Gene Ontology annotation, molecular function: protein kinase A regulatory subunit binding; RNA binding. The coding region runs from base 83 to 1954 and encodes 623 amino acids. Gene Ontology annotation, cellular component: mitochondrion; membrane. The record is from RefSeq and is a predicted model, not a curated record. The transcript is spliced from 12 exons. Lineage: Eukaryota; Metazoa; Chordata; Actinopteri; Cypriniformes; Cyprinidae.